AAACAAUAUGGCAGCCCCCUUGGAUUAUUUUGAAUGUGGGGGCUAAAAUUCUGUGGAGAGGAUUAUGCAUUAAAACAAUUACUUUGUUUUGCAUCUUUUGAUGAACUUAGAAGUAAAAAUUAAAAAAAUUAAAAGAAACCAAACACCAAAAUAUCGGAACAAAAUGUAUGCAAAUAUGAAACCAGACACUGUGAAGGUGCCCUCGCACUUUCCAUGUGCAGCCCGAGUCAAGAUGCCACAGCUAGGAUCAGAAGACUCUGAGAUCAAAAUAAGGAGACACGCCCCCAGAUCUGCCUUGAUGAUGUACCAAUCUACAGACUUGUCUAAAAUGCCAAUACAAGAUUCCUACUUGAAACAAAUCAGCACUGGGAUUGUCUUUGAGGAAGAAGUCGUCAAGGACAGGUGUUUCCAUACACUACCCUAUGAUUCCAAGUACUUCUGGGAAGUAUUGUCCUUAGAUGGUCUUGUUCCUCUGCCUCCGAAAUCAAGGAUUCCAGUUGGUCGACACAAUGCACGAGGGCCAGAUGUUAGACACAUGCCGUGUGGAUUUACAAAAAUUACCAAAGGUCAUCAUCUGAAGCCGAUGAAGAGGAAGAUCAUGGAGAAGGCGAUGCAGAUGCAUCAACAAGCUCUGAUGGCCGGAAGGAUGGAAGAAACCAGAUCUGAAGGGGAUGGCAUGGAGAAGCUGGAUGAUGAAGAUGUUUCACCUGAACGUGCAGUGUUUAUGACUGAGGUCUCAGACAAGAAGCCCAAAGCCAAACCUACGCUAAAAGAACCUUCUCAGACAGCUCCAAAGAAGGUAAUGUCUGUCACAAUAAAGGAUGCAGUGCCUAAAUCAGCGCCAAGUGUUUCCAUCAGUCCGAGUAAGGUAACACUGAGUUCAACUGAAGGACAAGUUGCAAGCAAAAACGACUGGGAUUCCUAUCUGUUGUCUAUAUUGAGUCCUUUGACAGCUAAUUGGGUGGUGCAUGAGAGAAUGUCCCCUUCAGAUGAUCAGGAAAAUCUGAGUAAAGUGUUAGCAGGUUGGUAUGGGCAGCCUGACCACACUGACCUGGUGAGGGACGAUGUGAGCGUUACAGACAUGGAUGUUACACCCAAUAAAGACAAGAAGACAAAGAAGGUUAAGAAGGAAAAAGAACUGACAUUCUUUGAGAAGAUCAAAGCUGAGGUUCCCAAACGUGCUGUUGAUCCAUAUUCGGAUGACAACCAGGCACCAUUCUACCGGCAACCUGCAGGUCUGCGGCGCCAGCGGAAGACAGAACAAAAGGAAGAAGCAGGAGCAAUCAACAGCACUGCACAUGGGAUCGAAGUGAAGUCAUACCAGCCGUCACCGCCGCCCACCUUACGAGACUUCAUCAAUCCUGCAGUCGGAGACAAGAUGUUUGAAACGGACAACAUGUACCAGCAGGAAUGGCUGACAGGAGCCCAACAGGUGUACUGCCAAUCUGACCAGGACAAGAUUGUCAUGGAGAAUGACAACAAGUACAAGAAGCGCCUACAGAAGGAAUAUCCUCACUCUACGGAAUGCUGGUUCACUGAGUCGGAGUCCGAGGUCAAGGUCACACAAGAUCCAGACAAGGGCAAGAUUAACAAAGGCCUUCGACGAUGGAAGGAGCUCCCAGAGCCUGUGGAUGACACUGUUGAGGUCCUGAACAUUGUCCCCCCAGGCUAUGACCCAGAGUUCCACCGGUCACCUGACCCCACCACAAGGAGGAUCACCAAACUGAAUGCUUCCCUCAUGCAGAUCAUUGAAGAGUGGCGGUCAAAGUGGCACCUGAGUGGUCAGUUUGCGGACAGCAGUCCAAUGGACCUGAUCCGGGAUAUGGCGGACAUUCAGCCCCACGUGAGGCUGAAGGCUGUGUCUACAGUAGCGAAAGCAGCGGAGUAUAAACCCCCGGAGGAGGCAGGCAUACAACUAGAGUAUCAGGACAAGCAGGCUACCACGGCCACCCAUCUCCCGGAUGAGAUCUUCGUUGCACUCAACUACCUCCUGGAAGAUGAGCAUGACCGUGUACAGAAAGCUGCAGCCAUUACACUGUAUUCCUUGAAUCAUCCAUCGGACAAGGCCGAGUGCAUUCUGCGGGACACCCUCCAGGGGGAGAACGGUGUUGACCGCUGGGCAGCCGCUCAGUGUCUGGCCCACUUCGGUGUGUGUGACUCGGACGUGGUAGGGGAGAUAAUCAAGCAGCUCCUAGACACCGAGGACUCCAUCAAACACGAACAGGCCAUCAUGCUUCUUUCCAAGAUCAGCUACAACUCGACUCUGGUUCAUUCCCUGGUGGCGGAACAACUCAACAGCACCAGCUGGAGACACAAGGUCAUUGCCUGCAAGAUCCUCCCGACGCUUCACGGAACCAUCAACAGGGACAUCACCAACAAGCUGUCCGAGCUGAUGUGGAGUGAUUGGCACAAUGACGUGAGGAAGGCCGCAGCCCAUUGUCUGGGGAAAACCCAGCAUGGUCGUGAUGUCCAUGAUGAUCUCAAGGACAGGAUUGCCUCCUCUAAUGAAAGAGUCCGACUUGAGGCUGUCAGUAGGAUUGGACAGUUGGGGAUAAUGACUGCCAAACUUCUGCCAGUGUUUCUUGAGUGUUUUGAUGACCCCUAUGUGUCGAUUCGUGUGGAGACCUGUAUCACAAGUGGUAACCUGGAAAUAAAGGAUGAUCGCGUACUUGAGAAGCUGGUGUACCUUGCCACGUAUGACCCCAUCUGGAAGGUCAAGGCUCUUGCCAUUCAAGCCCUGGGGUGUAUCGGCAGGAUCAACGACGACAUCAAGGAGUGUCUGAUGUGGGCGCUGCGGUACGAGGAACAGGAGGGGGUGAGGGCAGAGGCGUGUCACUCGCUGGUUAUCCUGGGGCAGAAGGAUGAGGUGUUUGUGGAGGUGCUCCAAGACAGAUUGCUGGUGGAGACGUCACAGAUUGUCAGAGAGGAGAUCGUGGAGGCGCUGCGUCGUAUGGGAGUCAGCACAACGGAGGACAUGGACAUGGUCACGCAGAUCAAGGGAGAGGUCCGCAAACUCUGCAACCGCGAUGUCAUUGCCUCCCACAUCAUGGUCAACGAAAUGGACGAGGAUCGCAGAGAGAACCUCAAACGCAUGAUAUACGAGACAGACAAGGAACUUGAGCGGUACUUCCACCAUCGUAACCGAUUCCUCCACCUAGUCAGCAGGUCUGACUUUGACACCAGGCUUCAGCUGCUGCGCAGCUCUGUCACUAUUGAGAAGCUUCACCAGGAGCACCAGGCUAUGAAGGAGAAAGCUAUGAAGCACAUCCAGUCCUUGAGUCGGAUGAGCAGCGGUGGAACCCAGCCUCACACCAACACUGGCUCCAGAACAUCCUCAGCUGCUGUGAGUCGAGAAGGAACGAUGUUCACUCCCUCAGCAGACAAAGAACUAGAGGCCCUCAUGUCACCAGAAGAUACCAAAGAGGAUCUGAGUGAAUCAGUCACUACCAAGUCCAGAGUGGACACAGUGACAGCCACCUCGAUCUCUAGACCUGGUACAUCCGGAACCCAGACAGACAGCCAACUGUCCGAGGGUGGUGGGGAGAGUUACCAAAGCACCUUGGUUAAGUCCAGGACAGAGGACAGUGAUGGGGACUACCUGAGUGGUGAGACUCCAGGCAGUGCCCAGGUGGAUGGUCUUUUGAAUAGGAGCGAUCAUGUGGAGAGUGCUCAUUCUGGGUCUAUUGGUUUGAAUCUUGCUAUGACUUCUCCUAAAGGUUUGGCAGCUUCUUCUCUUGAUAUCCGAGCAUCACGACUGAGUUUUAUUGGUACUUCCACUGAGAGGAAAGCUCAGCUGUCAAGUAGAGACACUAACAAUGAAAGGCAAAAGGUCAGUGCAGAAGCAUUGAGUACUUAUAAGGGUUUGGAGAAUAGGUAUUCCAACUUUAAUGCAGAUUUGAUGGCCAUUGAUAGAGGAUUGAAUACAGCAGGGGGCAAUGAGAAAGAAUCAGAAUUUCCGCUCAAUCAGCAACAUGAAAAGGUUGUUGCAUCAGUCGUGAUUUCAUCCCCAGACAGUGAAUCAGCAAUGAUAGAAGUGUGUGCAGAAGAACAGGAGGUAAAGGAUGGCUCUGUGACUCCAGUUAAGAACCAAGAGCCAGAGUCUGGAGAUGCUGCAGUGGUGAUAUUGGUUUCCAGGGCAUCUGAGGAAAAUCUAUAUCCUGGAACUAAAGAUGAAGCUGCUGGAUCAUCAGAUUUAGUUUCAGAUCCCACAGAUUCUGUUCAGGCUGAGGUUACAGCACCAGAUGAAGCAGACAUUGUUGCAAGAGGGAUGAGGACAGGGGAAUCAUCUGAACAAUCAGCUGCGCAGACUGGUCCAGAACAGGAUACUACUGGUGGUGAUCCCAAGCAUGUUGAAGGUUCUCUUGCAGAUGGAUCUCCAACAGAAAGUUCUCAAGUAGCAGGACAUCCUGAAGCAAGUUCUCCACCUGAAGGUUCUCCUGCACAGGCAUCAGUGGAGAUUGUAGUAACCUCUUCUUCCCCUCACGAUCAGACUCAACAGUAGGGUCUGUGUUCAUAUCUAAGUAGUGCUGUGAUACUAUAUCUUCUGUUGUGUAGCUAGUACCACUGAUUGUAAUUUCUGUAAAUAUCAUUUUUGAAGCAAACCUUUUAGAAACUGUAUUUCCAACAUAAUUAUAUUGUACUGUCAGUGAUGGAUAGUUGUGCAUUUGUUAAUGAAACUAUUGCAAAUGUGUGGAAUAAUUCAGCUGUGUAUCUUACACACAUUGUCAGCAGCUGAAUAAAUGUGUCUAUCAAAGAUGUAACAAUUUACGGUAACAGACUUAAAGUGUUAUUAUCUAUUUUCUGUAAAAUACAGAUAUUCAUGAGGCAGUGUUUUUACUGAGUGAAUGCUUAUAAUGUUGGCUUCUUUUUUUAUCAGUAUAAUUAUUGAUCACCCUGCCAAAACCAAUUUCAUUUCUACAUUGUGUCAUCUUCCAGUGAUAUGCCUCCAGUCUGCCUUUUUUGUACAGCUGUGUUAACCACAAAAGUGUCCUAUAUUGUUUCCCCGAGUUGAUCUGUGAUAUUGCUAAUGUUAGCAUUUUUGUUAAUAUAACAAUCUUGAACCCUU
Molecule: messenger RNA, 5065 nt
Organism: Haliotis rubra (blacklip abalone)
Lineage: Eukaryota; Metazoa; Mollusca; Gastropoda; Lepetellida; Haliotidae
Product: HEAT repeat-containing protein 4-like
Biological process (GO): peptidyl-hypusine biosynthetic process
Molecular function (GO): deoxyhypusine monooxygenase activity
Source: RefSeq, a predicted model, not a curated record